This is a messenger RNA of Vicia villosa (hairy vetch), 775 nucleotides long. RefSeq lists its product as uncharacterized. The coding region runs from base 327 to 668 and encodes 113 amino acids. The transcript has 4 exons. NCBI's taxonomy places the organism in Eukaryota, Viridiplantae, Streptophyta, Magnoliopsida, Fabales, Fabaceae. The record is from RefSeq and is a predicted model, not a curated record.
CUUCAUCCUCUUCUUCUUCCUUCUCCCUCUCCUUCUUCAUUGUUAUUAUUGAGUUUCAAAUAGAUUCGAUUUUGUUUUUGUUGUUUCAGGUUUGGUGGUUUUGGCUCACGUGGAGGGGGGAGCUUCGCCGAUAGUGCGGUUUCUGGUGGCUCCACGUGCGGUGACUCAGUGUGGAAAUAAACCCUGGGAAGAUGUUCACUAUGUUUCAUAUUGUGUUUCCUUCGUGAAAUUUUAGAUUUAUACGGUAAGCCAGUAGUGGAAGGUACGAAUCACAACAAAGCUUUGGUUCAUUUGUUUAUUUAUUCAGCAUCUCUAACAUUGUUUUUAUGAUUUUCGUUUGGUUCCGAAACUACGAACAUGACUUAUCUGAGAAUAAGAUCCAAUGCUUCCAUGGCUUAGGGUUUGCACUGAGGAUGUGUCUUUUACAAAUCAUCUUUCUCCCGAGAAAGAUGGAGUUGGCUCAAGUAAAAACAAGCACUGGGAUGGCGAUGUUGGAUGGUUUGAAGUUGAGAAACAUUUUGAGAUUCUUACGAAUUCGAGGGAGGAUGGUUUGCUUCAUCGCCGAUAUAUUAUUAGCUUGGUAUAACUUUUACCAGAACCAUCGCCGGUUCUGUAGAAGGACAUAUAAGAAUUGGAGGUACCAUAACAAUGUUUUGUUGUGGUCGUAACGACUUCUUAUCCGAGGUUGAACUGACAAUUUAUGUAAAAAUUGUGCACGUAAUUAUAGGCUCUUAAGAUUUAAAAGCUAACCAUGCUAUAAAGCAAUAUGUUGAUA